Schistosoma mattheei is the source of this 1419-nucleotide messenger RNA. Lineage: Eukaryota; Metazoa; Platyhelminthes; Trematoda; Strigeidida; Schistosomatidae. The record is from the annotation of a GenBank genome assembly.
AUGUUAGCUAUUGUUAAAAAACUAAAUUGGGAUGCAGCGGUUCAUAAGUCAUCAUCAUCAUCAUCAUCAUCAUCAUCAUCAUCAUCAUCAUCAUCAUCAUCAUCAUCAUCAUCAUCAUCAUCAUCAUCAUCAUCAUCAUCAUCAUCAUCAUCAUCAUCAUCAUCAUCAUCAUCAUCAUCAUCAUCAUCAUCAUCAUCAUCAUCAUCAUCAUCAUCAUCAUCAUCAUCAUCAUCAUCAUCAUCAUCAUCAUCAUCAUCAUCAUCAUCAUCAUCAUCAUCAUCAUCAUCAUCAUCAUCAUCAUCAUCAUCAUCAUCAUCAUCAUCAUCAUCAUCAUCAUCAUCAUCAUCAUCAUCAUCAUCAUCAUCAUCAUCAUCAUCAUCAUCAUCAUCAUCAUCAUCAUCAUCAUCAUCAUCAUCAUCAUCAUCAUCAUCAUCAUCAUCAUCAUCAUCAUCAUCAUCAUCAUCAUCAUCAUCAUCAUCAUCAUCAUCAUCAUCAUCAUCAUCAUCAUCAUCAUCAUCAUCAUCAUCAUCAUCAUCAUCAUCAUCAUCAUCAUCAUCAUCAUCAUCAUCAUCAUCAUCAUCAUCAUCAUCAUCAUCAUCAUCAUCAUCAUCAUCAUCAUCAUCAUCAUCAUCAUCAUCAUCAUCAUCAUCAUCAUCAUCAUCAUCAUCAUCAUCAUCAUCAUCAUCAUCAUCAUCAUCAUCAUCAUCAUCAUCAUCAUCAUCAUCAUCAUCAUCAUCAUCAUCAUCAUCAUCAUCAUCAUCAUCAUCAUCAUCAUCAUCAUCAUCAUCAUCAUCAUCAUCAUCAUCAUCAUCAUCAUCAUCAUCAUCAUCAUCAUCAUCAUCAUCAUCAUCAUCAUCAUCAUCAUCAUCAUCAUCAUCAUCAUCAUCAUCAUCAUCAUCAUCAUCAUCAUCAUCAUCAUCAUCAUCAUCAUCAUCAUCAUCAUCAUCAUCAUCAUCAUCAUCAUCAUCAUCAUCAUCAUCAUCAUCAUCAUCAUCAUCAUCAUCAUCAUCAUCAUCAUCAUCAUCAUCAUCAUCAUCAUCAUCAUCAUCAUCAUCAUCAUCAUCAUCAUCAUCAUCAUCAUCAUCAUCAUCAUCAUCAUCAUCAUCAUCAUCAUCAUCAUCAUCAUCAUCAUCAUCAUCAUCAUCAUCAUCAUCAUCAUCAUCAUCAUCAUCAUCAUCAUCAUCAUCAUCAUCAUCAUCAUCAUCAUCAUCAUCAUCAUCAUCAUCAUCAUCAUCAUCAUCAUCAUCAUCAUCAUCAUCAUCAUCAUCAUCAUCAUCAUCAUCAUCAUCAUCAUCAUCAUCAUCAUCAUCAUCAUCACAUUUUGUCGAUAAAAACUAUCUGACUUGCAACACGGUUGAAAUCUACUGGUUACAGACUAUUGCUAGAAUAUCUGAUCAUAAUCAACUGGACAACAGUUAA